UGACGUAUGAACGGCCGAAACGAAAACGAAAGAAAAGCCUCUUGUGCCGUUGUUAUCUUCUAUCAUUUCUAAAGAAUGGAGACAAACGGCCAAGUAAAUGGGCUUAAAUCUAAAAAGAAAGACAAUGGAGAUGGGAAGGAUAACUUAUGGUCUGCUAUUUUAGAGGAAGUACAGAACCAAGGUAACACAAAACUUCCUUCAAAUAAAAAUGUGUUAGUCUUGGGUGAUAAUGAGACUGGUAAAACAACGCUUAUAGCUAAGUUACAAGGAGUUGAAGACCCCAAGAAAGGUUCAGCACUCGAAUAUGCAUACAUAGAUGUAAGGGAUGAAUAUCGUGAUGACCAGACAAGGCUCAGUGUUUGGGUGUUAGAUGGUGAUCCUGGGCACACAAAUUUGCUCAAAUAUGCACUAAGCACUCAGACAUUCCCACACACCCUGGUCAUCUUCACAGUAGCCAUGACCACCCCAUGGGGCAUACUGGAUCAGCUACAGUGUUGGGCAACAGUGCUCGCUGACCAUAUAGAUAAAUUGGAUCUCACACCAGAAGAAAAGUUACAUAGUAAAAAGCAAAAAGUGCAAAACUGGGUCAGAUAUACAGAACCGGGUGAUGAAUUGGAGCCCACCGCUUCAUCGCCGAUGAAGAGAUCAUCACGAAAUCUCUCAGACGAGCUGGACAGUGAUGAGGACGACAAUCCGCUGCCGGAUGGUGUGCUCACAAGGAACCUUGGCUUGGACAUUGUCGUUGUUGUAACAAAGACUGACUACAUGAGCACGCUAGAGAAAGAGCACGACUACCGUGAUGAGCACUUCGACUUCAUGCAGCAGUGGAUCCGGCGGUUCUGCCUGCAGCACGGCGCCGCGCUCUUCUACACCAGCGCCAAGGAGGACAAGAACUGUGACCUGCUGUACAAGUACCUCACGCACCGGAUAUACGGCCUGCCCUUCCGGACUCCGGCGCUCAUCGUGGAGAAGGACGCCGUUCUUAUACCGGCAGGAUGGGAUAGCUUAAAGAAAAUAUGUAUUUUAUAUGAGAACAUGCAGACAUGUAAACCAGAUGAUUACUAUAGAGAUGUUAUAGUUCAGCCGGCUUCGAGGAAGACGGGUGGACAUCGUGAGGCAGAGAUCACGGCGGAAGACGAACAGACGUUCUUGCAGCGGCAACUCACCGCGCUGCAAGCGGGCGCCGCGCCCCGGGCCGAGUCUCCGCUGCGCACCGCGCACCGCUCCGCACAGUUGGACGGCGCCAAGACGGCGCUGGGCGGCUCGCCCGGCAACGAGGGCGUGCUCGCCAACUUCUUCAACUCGCUGCUGUACAAGAAGAGCGGCUCGCCCGCGCGGCCCGACGCCUCGCCGCUGGCCGCGCGCUCUGACGCGGCGGCCGAGCUGGACCGGCUCACGCGCGCCAAGCGGCCGCAGCUCGACCUCAACUCCUCCGAGUGCUAGCUACUAGGUACAGCGGCAAGUGUACUCAAUCAGUAAGUAAGGGCCGUGUACUUCGUUGAUCACGCCUACUCUCAAGCCAACAUCUAGAAGAGAGACUGGUCAAUGAGAUUCCUUCGCUUGCAACAGACAGACAAACACACAAACAAGCACGGAGCUGUGACGUCAUGGCGGCUAGCGAACAAACACUGGGACUAUUUUCUACGUACGUUCCGCUUUACAUAAUUAAACAAUACACAACACUUCUUCUAUUUUAGAUUAAAAGAUGUUACACCAAUAUCUGAUGAAGAUUUUUAUACAGCUUGUGAUUCUAACUGGAAAGUAGUGCCCAUGUGUAAUAUAGACAUCAUUUUCAUUGUAAUCAAAUAGCAAUUGUGUAUUUUUUUACAUGUAACACUAAUUGUUUUAUUAUAAUAAGUAUUUAUUUAGGUAGUGUUGUGUUCGAAGUGAAGAUAAUUUAUGAUAAUUUUUACUUAAUGGUGAUCAUAUCUCCUUAAGUAAUAGUAGGCACGUGGUUAUUUAAUUUAAUUUAUUAUUUAUAUUUAUGAUUGUAUUUUGAGAAAAUAACAUUCAGUCAUAACAUUAAAGGGGAAGAUAUAUAAUAUUGGAGAAAUAAAUUGAGAUUGGACAUAAAUAUGAUUGUUGGUUUGUGUGAGUACUACUAUUACAUGAGGAGAUGUAUCUAUGGCUUUGGUCACCAUUGAGUGUGUAUGUUAUAAACGGUUGUUUUGUCCAUGAGAUUAAAAUGAUUUUGUACUGAAUCAGAUAAUUUAUCAGUAUUCCGGUAUGUAUCAUCUAAAUGCUUGAUUUUAUUAUGAUUGGCUGUUUCGAUGCCACUUUAUUCAAUUUAUUGCGAAGCUUAUAUAUUCAGGUUGUUGUAAAAAUAAUUUUAUAAUAAUAAUAUAAUUUAAUGAUUCAGUACAAGUGAUAUUAGACAAAACGUGAUCUUCUGUGAAGACAGCCCCAAGAGGAGGUCCAACGAAAUGUAACCAGAUAUUUUUGUUGUCAUAAACUGUUUUUUUUUUAAUUAUUUUUAAGUAACCAAUCAAUUAUAUUAUAGCAAUUGUAUUAACUUUGGACUGUUUGAUUGUGUUUGGUGUAAUUUUUAAUUCGAAAAUAAAUUAUAGUAUGCUUUUUAUAAAAAGCUUACAUAUAAUAACAAAAUAAGCCUUAAAUAAAUUGAGCGUGUAUAUCUUAUUUGUAUUUAGCUUAAUUGGUGUUUAAGGCAAAUAGUAAUUAGUUCCAAUUACAUUGUAAAAGAUCAAAAAACAAAUAACACAUGGUACAUAUAAGAUAAUAAAUUGUUGUAACUCUCGAAAUAAUCAUUUUUGUUGAGAAUCUUAAAUCAUAAACUUAGUAUACUACCGUAAAAGAAAAAAAAAACUCUCCUCAUUAUCGCCAGACUAAAUUUAAAAUGUUCUUAUGUGCCAGUUUUACAGAUGUAUUAGUGAGUUAGUUGUUGGUUGUAGUAUUUUACUUUGGGUCAAUGCCUAUGACAAAUAUUGAUAAACGGCAUCAUAUUCACGUAUAGAAUAUUUUAUUUUCCAACACAUAUUUUUUUAAAUUAAUAUAAUCUUUAGAAAAUAGAGUGUUUUCUGCGUAUAUGAAAUGAAAUAUUUAGUAUUUUAGUGUUGAAGAAUCAGAAACACAGAACAAUAAAGGUAAAACACUAAUAUUAAAACGUGGUCCAAUUUGACAGGAGACUAAUGGACACUAAAUUGUUUCAAAAUGGUUUCAUGGUCUUCAUCUAUUCCGUGUCUUUUUCACACCUAGGUUUUUACUUAAGGAUAGUUAUCUCACUUAUACACAGGGUUGGUCUAUUACGGUAGUAUAUUAAGUUUGUCUUAAACAUACUUGAAAAAGGUUUGGUUACAUUCAGUUGGAUUGGACGAAUGUUUUGCACAAUCAAGUCACUGUUUGUACAAACUAUCGUUAAUAAUUGUAAACAACAUGUUAAAGGCCAUCUAUACAAUACUAACUGCAUCGUCAUCUUAAUAAAUGUAAGAUCAAAGUUUAGAGUUUUUCAAAUACACUUAUAUUAUAAUCUAUUUGAUUUCCAGGGUAUCUAAUAGUUAAUUUAUGAUCCUGAUAUAAUGAAUCGAUAAAAUAAAUUGUUUAUUUGCUACACACUACAUGCAAUUUUAUAACAAUUUGUUAUUUUUAAAGUAAACACCCUCACUUGUGGUGUUAAUAAUACAAUUUAAAUUUGUAACGAAAAUUUAUGAACAAUGCGGGUCUCGAACCCGCGCCUCUCGAGUUCCGCCCGAGCGCUCUUAAUAACUGAGCCUACCGUUCGGAGUGACGCAUGGAUCGUAAAACUGCGUAUAUCUUGUUCAACUCUCAGGUUGUGGCUCCAUCUACAAGAUCUACUUUACAGUUGAGAGAAUACAGCGCGGGUUCGAGACCCUCAUUGUUCAUAAAUUUUAGUUACAAUUUUAAUUUGUAUUAUUUAUGAAAGUAAGAAAGACACAAAAAAAAAAUGUUUUAAAACAGAUAUAAUUAGUGUGAUAGUUUUAUUUUAAUUAUUGAAAAAUAAUCACUUUUAUAUUUAACGUCAUUAUUCUACAUCGUAAUUUUUAUGGUAUUAUUAUUAUCUUUAUUUAAUCGAUUGUAAAUCAAAUAAGACAACUGUAAAAUUAAAGUGAUUAUUUUCCGGUAGAUAUUAAUUUGUAUAUAUUAUUUGCUCAUUUUAAUCUUAUGUAGUGAAUUUAAUAUGUAAUUUAUGUUUGUAUAAUAGUUGAUUUUUAAUACAGUCGUAAUGGUGGCCUUUACUGUUUAGCCAAAAUUAUUUCCAUACCUCCGUUCCUUGUAGCGAUACUUUAUAUGGCAUAGAAGAUUGGUUUAUGUUUGGUGCAAUACAGAACAUUCCAAACCUGGUUUGGUGCUUAUUAAUUUAGUAAAAUGAUUGAAUAUAA
Molecule: messenger RNA, 4355 nt
Organism: Leptidea sinapis
Lineage: Eukaryota; Metazoa; Arthropoda; Insecta; Lepidoptera; Pieridae
Gene: Dlic
Product: cytoplasmic dynein 1 light intermediate chain 2
Exons: 9
Coding region: 76-1443 (455 amino acids)
Biological process (GO): microtubule-based movement; microtubule cytoskeleton organization
Cellular component (GO): cytoplasmic dynein complex; centrosome
Molecular function (GO): dynein heavy chain binding
Source: RefSeq, a predicted model, not a curated record